Molecule: messenger RNA, 519 nt
Organism: Triticum aestivum (bread wheat)
Lineage: Eukaryota; Viridiplantae; Streptophyta; Magnoliopsida; Poales; Poaceae
Exons: 1
Coding region: 276-518 (80 amino acids)
Source: RefSeq, a predicted model, not a curated record
GCCUCGCUUAGGGCACGGCGGUAUAAAGGGCUUUCCAACCUUGACUGCUGCACGGCUCGCUCUUCUCCCCGUCCGUCAAAACGUGUUCUACGCCACUUCGCCAAUGCGCUGAAGUUUUCUCUCGGCCGCGCGCGCUGUUACAUUGGCAGCCGAGCAGAGCAGAGCUGUAGUACACUGCCUCAGGAGACUCAGCUUCUCUCGUGCACAGUCACAGAGCGGCAGGGUACCACAGCCCUCUGAUCCAUCCACUCUGUCUGGUCCUCUUGCCCCCAUGAAUGCAUGAGAUGCCGGCCAGCCAGAGGUUUCUUUUCUUCCUCGUCGCCUUCCUCCUCCUGGCGGCGACGGCGUCGGCCGGAGGGGACGACCACGCCGCCGGCACGAGCGAGGCGCGUCCGCCCGACGCGGCGUUCGACGUGCGGGCGAGGAAGUGGUGGCCGCGGGUCCCGGCGACGGACGGCCUCGUCAGGGGCAGCGAGCGCCGGGUGCCCAACUCCUCCGACCCGCUCCACAACCGCUGAC